GUCUCUUGCCACGUCUCUCCCGCACGUCAUACCAACACUGGUCCAACAGGCAGGGCUUUCCGCAAACGAACAGGAGCUCAAAAGCCAAAGCUUUCCUGCUCACUUCCUCAUCCUCAUCCUCAUCCUCACACACAGCAACAGCCAUGUCGCUCUUCAACCAACUCGUCUACUACAUGCUCGUAGGAGAGCUCAUCGUAUACCUCCUCACGCUGGUCCCGCUCUCCUUCUUGCCAAUCCAAACCCGAAAGAACAUGAUGAAUUUAGUUUCCCGCGCCGCCCGCUCCGAGCCAGUCGUCUGGACAGCCCGUAUCGUAUUCUUCAUCGUCGCGGGUGUCUUUCUCGAUACCGUCAACAGGCUGUACCGGAUGGAGGUUGAGUUGCACUCCACUGCCGCGGCGUUGGAUGCGGCUGCCAAUGAUAUGAUGGGACAGAAUGUGGGGGCUGCCCAUCAUCACCAUGUGAUUGAUUCGAACCCGUUGGCGAGAUUGGAGCAGAAGGCGAGGCUGUUUUAUGCUCAGAGGAAUUUGUAUCUGAGUCUUUUUGCGAUUUUCAUGAUUUUGGUCGACUACCGCCGCAUCCGCGACGUGUACCUCCAACUCAGCUACCAAGAAGAGAUCGCCGCAAAGACACAAAAGAUCCGGAUCCUCACGCGCCAGAUCGAAAACGUCACGGGCGUCACGUCCGCCGUCAGCGAGCCGACCACUUCCACCACCAAGAAGACCGCCAUUGUCGCGACACCGGAAGUGGAUGUCAAGCCCACGGUUGACACGAUUCCUGCUGAGAUUGCGAUGGAGGAUUUGAGGGAUGUGAAGGAGGGGGCGAGGAAGAGGGGUGCGAAUGCGGUUGUUCUUGAUUAGUUGCGAUCUUUGUGGAAGGCCGGACUGUCCAUUAUCUUCCCCUUCUGGGGCUAGGUAUCGAACAUUGAGAUAUCUCAAACGCCCAUCGAGCGCGCGUAACGCCGUACGCGGCUACCCGGCCUUUUACCAUAUUUGUUCCCUUCUGUUUGUAUCAUACCAUCGCAUAUGGCAUUUGUCUCUACUGUAGAUAUGCAGUAAUAGUAUACCUUAGCUUACCCGAUAAACGAGUGGGGCUUUUCGAAGCAGGGUUCGUCUUAAAGAACUAGGACAGCACUCCAACUGGAGCAUCACGUGACAUCGAU
Molecule: messenger RNA, 1159 nt
Organism: Fimicolochytrium jonesii
Lineage: Eukaryota; Fungi; Chytridiomycota; Chytridiomycetes; Spizellomycetales; Powellomycetaceae
Product: B-cell receptor-associated protein 31-like-domain-containing protein
Exons: 3
Coding region: 144-857 (237 amino acids)
Biological process (GO): endoplasmic reticulum to Golgi vesicle-mediated transport; intracellular protein transport
Cellular component (GO): endoplasmic reticulum; endoplasmic reticulum membrane
Source: RefSeq, a predicted model, not a curated record